Dioscorea cayenensis subsp. rotundata (Guinea yam) is the source of this 239-nucleotide messenger RNA. RefSeq lists its product as uncharacterized. The record is from RefSeq and is a predicted model, not a curated record. Lineage: Eukaryota; Viridiplantae; Streptophyta; Magnoliopsida; Dioscoreales; Dioscoreaceae. The transcript has 2 exons. Bases 72 to 239 code for a protein of 55 amino acids.
AAGAGCGACCUGAAGGCUAAAGCGAUCGCAAGAGAAGGAAAGGGAGGCGCAGAGAGAGAGAGAGAGAGAAGAUGAGGAAGUUCGAUCCAUGGCCGGUGUUCUUCAGGAGAGAGUGGAACCGCAACUGGCCCUUCCUCACCGGAUUCGCCAUCACCGGAGCCCUCAUCGUGAAGCUCACCGCCGGCCUCACCGAGGAGGAAGCUAAGAAUUCCAAAUUCGUGCAGGAGCAUAACCGGUGA